UAAAAACGAAGAAAAAUGCUUGCGCUUUCCCAUCCUCAAACAAAGAAACAACCCAUACAUUGUACGAACCGCUCUCUCCAUUGUUCUUACUGCUUGAUUUCGAUGAAAAUGGUGGAAGAAACUAACCAACCCGAAUUUCAAUCCUCCGCAUCAACCACCGUAGUCAAACGAAAAUCCUCAUGGCCGUCCGUUCUCCGUUGGAUUCCGACAUCUACCGAUCACAUCAUCGCCGCCGAGAAACGCCUUCUCUCCCUCGUCAAGACUCCAUAUGUGCAAGAACAAGUCAAUAUAGGUUCAGGUCCCCCUGGUUCUAAAGUUAGAUGGUUUCGUUCUUCGAGCAAUGAGCCAAGGUUCAUCAAUACAGUCACCUUUGAUAGCAAGGAAAGUUCCCCCACUCUUGUUUUGAUACACGGAUAUGCUGCUUCUCAGGGUUUCUUUUUUAAAAAUUUCGAUUAUCUCGCCAAUAAUUUCCGGGUCGUUGCCAUCGAUCAGCUUGGUUGGGGCGGAUCUAGCAGGCCUGACUUUACAUGCAAAAGUACUGAAGAGACUGAGGCAUGGUUUGUUGAUUCCUUUGAGGAAUGGCGUAAAGCAAAAAAUCUCAGUAACCUUAUAUUACUCGGACAUUCUUUUGGAGGAUAUGUUGCUUCUAAAUAUGCUCUUAAGCAUCCCGAACAUGUUCAACACUUAAUUUUAGUUGGCCCUGCUGGAUUUUCAACAGCAGAAUCUGAUAGCAAAUCCGAGUUGGUAACCCAGUUCAGAGCAACAUGGAAAGGGGCAAUUUUGAAUCAUUUGUGGGAGUCUAACUUUACUCCUCAAAAACUCAUAAGAGGUUUAGGUCCUUGUGGUCCAAAUCUUGUACGCAAGUAUACGGCCGCUAGGUUUAGUCCUAAAUAUUCAGCUGAGGGUGUACUGACAGAGGAGCAGAAUAGACUUCUAACAGAUUAUAUGUACCAUACUUCAGCUGCCAAAGCAAGUGGAGAGCUGUGCUUAAAAUAUAUAUUUGCUUUUGGAGCAUUUGCUCGGAAGCCCCUUUUAAACAGUGCAUCCGAGUGGAAAGUUCCGACGACAUUUGUAUUUGGGAGUGAAGAUUGGAUGGACUAUAAAGGAGCCCAAGAAGCUCGCAAAAAGAUGAAGGUCCCAUGUGAAAUUAUCAGGGUUCCUCAGGCUGGACAUUUCGUGUUCCUUGAAAAUCCAGAUGGAUUCCAUUCAGCCAUGUAUGCUUGUAGGCGAUUUCUUUCACCUCACCCUGAUACUCAACCCUUACCUCAAGGCUUGGAAUCAGCUUAGAAGCAAAAUAUGCUGUAGAUUCUUCACAAACUUGUUGUAUAAUACAUAAUUACAAGGUUCCAUUAUUUUGUACGAUUCUUUGUCUCUAUAAAUUUCAUUUUCUAUCUUAAACC
Molecule: messenger RNA, 1400 nt
Organism: Hibiscus syriacus
Lineage: Eukaryota; Viridiplantae; Streptophyta; Magnoliopsida; Malvales; Malvaceae
Product: 1-acylglycerol-3-phosphate O-acyltransferase-like
Exons: 9
Coding region: 16-1287 (423 amino acids)
Molecular function (GO): A2-type glycerophospholipase activity
Source: RefSeq, a predicted model, not a curated record